GAACACAGCGGAGAGCGCGUUCUGUAUGACCCCCCUGUAUUGUUGUCCCGGGGCGAUACCACUCCGAGCGCGUGCACCCGAGCGCGUGAAGGCAGAAUCGUGAAGAGACAGAAUCAGCCGGACUCCUGUGUGCUGCUUUGCACCCACUUGGAAUCGUAAAAGGAUAUACGCUCAUAUGGUGUUUCGCUACGAAGAACUUUCGCCCUCGAAUAUGGACAUCGUCAUCAAACAAGAACCCCUGGACCCACCUCCCAGUCCCGCUGAAAGCAGCCGCGGUUCCGGUGGCUUCAUUAUCGGCAGCCCCAUCCCUGACGACAGCGGCAGUUCCGCGUUAGACGACUUCGCCAACUUUCCCAGUCCCAAGGUGGAAUGCAUCGAGUACCCUCCACUGGGACCUCUCAAUUCCCCGGACGAAGACUUCUACCCUCCUACCAAACGCGUCACGUGCAACGUCUGCCACAAGAAGCUCGCCAACCGUACCACGCUCCAGAAGCACCUCCGCAUCCACACGGGCGAGAAGCCGUACCAGUGCCACCACUGCCAGCGCAAGUUCCGCCAGAAGGAACACCGCGAUAAACAUACCAGGAUACACACCUCCGGCCGUGGAUACGAGUGUCUGAUCUGCACCAUGACCUUCGGCCGGAAGCACUUCCUGAUCAAGCACAUGCUCCAGGCUCACAACAGGGACGUCUCUCAGGAACCACAGCUCGGAUCGGCGCCGCCGCCCACGCCGAGGUUUGCCAAUGCGAGGGUUCCGAAACCAGAGCGUGUCUAUCCUUGCGAGAUGUGCGGCAAGGAGUUUAAGCAGCGCUACAACCUGUGGCGUCACGUGGACCGUCUGCACGGCAAGGGAUGCGGCUACAAGUGUGACACGUGUGGGAAGCUAUUCAAGAAGUCGUCCGCGUUGAAGGUUCACGACCUCAUCCACUCUGGGACGCGCCCGUUUGAGUGCAGCGUCUGCAGGAAGGCCUUCUCGCAGAAGCAUCAUUUGCUGCGUCAUCGUCUGGUGCAUCUACCGCGAUCCAGCAUCGUCUGCGCGCUUUGCAAGAAGGUGUUUCAUCAUUCCAGCCUGUUCUUCAGUCACAUGUUAGAGCAGCAUGAAAUGGCUCUGCCGAUGGCCUGGCAAAACGCGGGCUGUGUAGCAAAAAUGCCUUCGGACUUGGAAUGCAUGUUCUGCAACAUCGCACAGUGUUCUAAGGAACAUUUGUAUGUGCAUCUGCUGGAGCAUUGCCGGGAACUCUUAGGUAAGGAGCAGCACGCGCUGCCAUUGGAAAGAAAAGAUGAUGUCAACGACGUUCAGAGUUGAAGCGCGAUGUUUGUGAAGCGCAAAUGUUUAGUAAAGAGCAGUGCCUUUCAAGUUGA
This is a messenger RNA of Ornithodoros turicata, 1362 nucleotides long. RefSeq names its product zinc finger protein OZF-like. Gene Ontology annotation, biological process: regulation of transcription by RNA polymerase II. NCBI's taxonomy places the organism in Eukaryota, Metazoa, Arthropoda, Arachnida, Ixodida, Argasidae. The transcript is spliced from 2 exons. Gene Ontology annotation, cellular component: chromosome. Bases 176 to 1306 code for a protein of 376 amino acids. Gene Ontology annotation, molecular function: chromatin insulator sequence binding. The record is from RefSeq and is a predicted model, not a curated record.